Messenger RNA from Perkinsus marinus ATCC 50983, 480 nucleotides. RefSeq lists its product as hypothetical. Lineage: Eukaryota; Perkinsozoa; Perkinsida; Perkinsidae. The record is from RefSeq and is a predicted model, not a curated record. The transcript has a single exon. The coding region runs from base 1 to 480 and encodes 159 amino acids.
AUGGUUGAUGUUGCCUGUUGUGUUAUUCGUCUCGAGUACGUCGUACUCAGUACGAUGGUACCCGUAUCACAGUCCACGAAUUUCGACGCCUCAAUGCGCAUUCUCGCCGGUCUCAUCAUCGCUAUCGCCGUUAACGCCAUCCUCAACUCUAAACCGUCUGGUAACUAUUGCGGUUCCCCGGUUAUCCCCUCAAAGGGUAAAGGUUUCGUCCAGAUCAAUGUAACAAGCGAUACCGCCUUCAACAUUUCGGCCUCGUGGACUCCCACUGGUGGUUCGAAGAAAAGCGGCAGUGAGACCGGCGUGCCCUAUUCGUACGAUGACUCGACACAGGAUGUGACCGUCACGGAUACGAGCAAGCUGCAGGAUCUGAUCACCAAAAUAGACGCUCCUCUGAAGGCCUCUGAUCUCGCUCAUCUACACUAUGAUGGCAAGGAUCUGCAUGUCGUUGCUCUCCUUAACUUCCCCCUGGAACCAUGUUAG